AAAUUCCGCAUAUAUAUAAAUGUUAUAUCUUUUAUAUACUUACUAGAUACAAUUAAAUUUGUGAUUUUUAAACGUUUCAGCUUCAACAUCGGAUGUAUUUCUUUUGUGAAUUAUUUAACUGGUUGCUGUAUGUAAAGAUUAUAAUUUUAUAAGUUAUAAGCAAAUGUUGUUGAAGGAGAUGUCGUCCACGCAUGCGUAACUUACUAAAUUCCAAAUUGAAACAAUACGGACGUAGAUAGGCAGAACUUAAAUGGAUGUAAAUACAUUUUUAGCAUUUUUUUUGUCGGUAGAAAUUGUUCUUUUCCCGUUGGUUAUCAUCUUACGGACAUGACAGAAGAUUUAUAGCGUUAUCUAUCGUUUUGCGUUCCCGUGUUCAUCUUAAUAUCGCUUUUGAAAUAAGAAAUAUUCUGAUCAUCUUAUACAGGUACUACUAGGGGAAAAUCAUGCAAAAUACGUGCAGGUGAUUGAAGCAGCUCGGCUAGAUGCUAGAAUUGAAAUUUCUGCUCGAGUUAACGUUUUUCGCCGACGUUGGGUUAAAUAUAGUUUAUUUGGAACGUUAUUAUUGUUUGGAAGAUGUCAUUUAUACGUUCUUGCUUAGACCAAAUGUACAUGUAGGAAGCCUACCCAAUGGGUACCCUGGAUAAACUGGAAAUAAAUUUGGAAAACAGUACAGACGGAUAUUUCUUAGCGGGUCAGACUGUACUCGGCAAACUUAUCAUUGCAUUGAGAAGGAGUUUGAAAAUACAAGGAAUCGAGCUGAAGGUGAGGGGAAGAUGUCACGCGGAAUGGAAAGAGGGCACUGGUGAUGAGGAACGACAGCUGUAUGAGACAGAAGAGUAUAUAACUCAGUCAAUCAUUGUGUUUGGGAAAGCCCCGGAUAAAGAUAUCCCUCACUUGGAAUUUUUGGAGAGCGGAAAACACGUGUUUCACUACAAGUUUGAUCUACCUCAAAAUAUACCGUCUUCGUUUGAAGGUAUGCAUGGCUAUGUACGAUAUUGGGUAAAGGCCAAGAUUCAUGGUGUAUGGGGAUUACUUGACCAGUCGGGGAGAGUAGAAUUUGGUGUGGAGCGACCACUAGAUUUGAACAACGUUCAGGGAGCAAUGGAACCGGCGGAAGACGAGGAUUCAUGUGUAAUUUGUGGGUGUUGUCUGAACCAAGGUACCAUAUCAGCCUCUUUCCGAAUAAAUAGGCGUGGCUUCGUUUCGGGCGAGUCCAUUUUCUGCGAUGCUGAAAUAUACAAUGGAUCCGUCUCAAGUAUAAAGUCAACAAAGAUAAAAUUUUAUAAGAUAAUAACAUAUGGCGACGUUCCUUUUGAAUCAAACACGAGGGAGAAGCAGACCAUUUGUGAACAGAUACGGGGUAAAAUUAAAGCUGGUCGGGAAGAGAUAUAUGACAAUGAAAUAUUAACAUUGCCGUCAAAACUUCAUGUUACGUCGUUGCCCGGAUGCUCCUUUAUUGAUAUAGAUUAUGUGGCAGAGUUAAAGGUUUGCUGCCCGAAGGAAGAUAUUAAUAUGCGUCUUCCUAUUCUGAUAAUUGUGGGCACGGUUCCUUUAAAGAAUGCCACACCUCCAAAAUUUAUCCAGCCAAUCAGAGAUAUCGUUUCAAACAGUGAAGGAAUUCCUGAACCAAUAAUAUUACCACCUACCUCAGAGAAUGGAAUAACGUCAUUCGACACGCCCUCGUUUCACGAUCGGCAAAUCACAUCUGAAGAAGUUGCGUCAUUUAUGGACUCGUUUGACCCGCCUCCGUCUAGUGUUCCACCAAUAGCAACGGAGCUUGAUGAAUUUUAUCCACCAGUAGCAGAAUUUUCAAUUCUACAACGGGAGAAAACUUUGACCAACAUUUAUGGAGACAGACGGGGCCCUAGAUAUUUAAGAAUUAUGUCUGCAGUGAAUGAAGGGGCUGAAUUUGACGAUGAAGAUGAUGAAAUGUGAUUUAUGGCGUAAACAGCACUAAAACAACUGAAUAAAGAUAACAAAACAGAAAUUCUUUAAAUGCGCAUGCGUUUCAUAUAGUUAGGUUAGGUGUAACUCACAUACGUAAAUAUGUUGAACUAAACUGAGACAAGAUCAAGGAGAAGUUCAACUUGAGGGAAGCAACUGUGUGCUUACACUUAUAUUAUUCUGUUUGAGUUACCUCGCUUUAAUUAUUCAAAUUGAACCUAACCCCUCGGGUUAGUACCCCUUUAAGCUGGACUUAAACUUUGGUCCGAUUUCCGUUCGGUUUAGAGCGCUCCCAUUCAAUGACAUUGAAUGAAUAUCCAAUGCAUAUGGAAUGCUGUUUCGUACAUUUUCUACCAUGAAGUAUAGCGAUUGUUGGAAGCGAAGUAAUGGGAUGUAUUAUCAUCCUACAAUCGUUAUCCUACCAUCCUAUUAUUCUUCCAUCCUACCGUCCUAUUAUUUUAUCACCCUGUUAUCCUACCACCCUAUUAUCCUACCAUUUUAUUAUUUUACCAUCAUAUUUUCCUACCAUCCUAUUACUCUACAAUACAGUUAUGCUAUCUUCCCAUCACUAUACCAUUCUGUUAUCCUACCCUACUACGAUUCUGCCAUCCCAUUAUUCUAUCAUUUUAUUAUUCUAUCAUCUAUGAUGUAUGUAAGACAGAAAAACUGAAAAUAAAAUUUAAAUAAAUCGGUCACUGCAUAAUUUUAUUAUACUGAAUGACAAUGCUGCCCAAGUCUGUCAUUCCUAUCUGGUUGUUCCGUAAAUCCACGAAAUUUCCGUACUCUCAGACAAUGCUAAAACUUCAUAGGAUGAUUGCUGAAGACAAUUAAAUGAUGAAGGUCAGUAGGUCAAGGUUACAGUAAUCUUUAGAGGCUGAAACUGGUUUCCAUUUAAUUACUCGAGAACGCUUUUAAACCUACGAAUUUCGAUCGUCUCUGGCCGGUGAUGAGUAGAUUAAGGAUCAGUAGGUCAAAGGUCAAUGUCACAAUAAUAAUAAUAAUAAUAAUAAUAAUAAUAAAGACUUUAUUUAUAGAGGCAACACAGUUAGGUACAAUGGCCUUGACAUAUUAGUGUCAAACUUCUUAUGAAGAUUGUCUGGUCAAUAAAUGAUCUGUACAGUUUUGGGGGUCAGUAGGUCAUAGUUCAAUGUCAGUUGGACAUUGAGACUUAAAACAGAUUCCCGUUUAAAAACUGUAGAACGCUUGAACCUAGAUUUGUCAAACUUCACAGGAUGCGUGUUUGUGGUCAGUUAUGGGGAUAAGUAGGUCAGAAGUCAAGGAAACAAACACACCAAGGCUAAAAUUGGUUUCCGAUCAAUUGCAGGAGAAUACGAUUUAUGAACAACUUCAUUUCUAACAGGUCUCUGCAUACUAUACAUGUACCAAGUUUGGUCUACAUGUAGCAGUCUUGUGUGAAAACCAUUCCUUUUAUAUUUAAUAACAGUGAGCUACACGUUCACCCUAGCAACCCCAAGCGCAGCUGAACAUUGGUCUCCCGGCAAGCUACCUUUAUGCCAUGUUUGACUGCAAUACUUCAUUCCUAUUUCUUGGGUGAAAAGGCAUUUCUUUUCUACAUCAAAGUAAAAGCGACCUUUUGACCUUGACCAAAGUGACCAGAACGCACACCUGUUUCUACAUUAAGUAACAGCGACCUUGACCUAGAUCCAGGUGACCAGAAUGCACAUGUGAUUCUACAUUAAGUAAUGGCGGCCUUGACAUUGACCCAGGUGACCAUAAUGCACACCUGAUUCUACAUUAAGUAAUAGCGACCUUGGCCUUGACCCGUUUCAAAGAUAUCUUCAUAUGUAUGGUCAGUGAUCUCAUUCCUAACUGAAGUUAUGGAGCAAAAACCAACCAAUGUGAUUUGCAAAUCCUUUACAGCUAACACUAUGCAAGUACCAAGAGCCAUAACUCUUGUUUUAGGCAGUCUGAACAAAACUUGCAGAGUUACUUUUCCUUACAGGGGUAAAUAUGUCUCCAAUACUCCAAACUAUGUGUUUAAUAGGACUCCAAACAGACAGCGCCAAAACUCUCUUUUCGACAUUUGCACAGGAAAAAAAAUGUACAAUUCCCACGUGAUAUGCCAACAUACUUCAAUUUUGACAAAUGAUGGUGAAGUAUCCUAAACUAGUUCAGAAUAAAUCUAUGCAUCCUUUUCAUUUCAUGACCAUCUUUUUGUUCUUUGGUUUACUUUACAGCCAUUUGUUAAGAUUGAAUUUCAUUUAAACCAAUCAAUUUUGCUUCCUGGAAAAACUAGUACUGCUGUCAUACACAGCACUGUGGGGGUGACCCCUAAUGACUUCAAGCCUGACAGACCUUUUGUCAACAAGACCAUCACUCCCCUUUACUUUUACAUCUGAACAGUCUUUCCUUUAGUAUUAAUGACCAAAGUAAAAUACAACCAGUAUAUAUUUUU
This is a messenger RNA of Mercenaria mercenaria, 4360 nucleotides long. Its product is annotated as arrestin domain-containing protein 3-like. Gene Ontology annotation, cellular component: cytoplasm. Gene Ontology annotation, biological process: protein transport. The coding region runs from base 628 to 1935 and encodes 435 amino acids. The record is from RefSeq and is a predicted model, not a curated record. Lineage: Eukaryota; Metazoa; Mollusca; Bivalvia; Venerida; Veneridae. The transcript has 8 exons.